AAUGGAGUGAGACUAAGGCAGUUGCGGGAAUUAGAGCAGUGACAGGCCGAAGAUCGCCGGCUGGCUGUUUAGGUCCAAACUCCAGCCCGCCGACUGGCAGCGAGGAAUUGAGAGAAACAUGGCUCGGCCGUACGUUUGCCUGCUGACCCUGGCGUCUGUGCUACUGCUAGGUAUCGCCACCGUCUCCAGAUCGAAGGGCCUGCGGGGCAAGGGCAAGGGGCAUCAGAGGGCGCCGCGAAUCCCUUCUCAGUUCAGCCAAGAGGAGCGCGUCGCAAUGAAGGAGGCUCUGAAAGGUGCCGUCCAGAUUCCAACAGUGUCUUUCAGCCCCGAGGAGCUCAACACGACAGCCCUGGCUCAGUUUGGAGAAUACAUUCAUAAAGUCUUUCCUACUGUGUUCAAAACCAGCUUUAUCCGGCAUGAAGCUGUGGGAGAGUACAGCCACCUGUUCACUGUCCAAGGCUCGGACCCCAGCCUGCAGCCCUACAUGCUCCUCGCUCACAUUGAUGUGGUGCCUGCCCCUGACGAAGGCUGGGACGUGCCCCCGUUCUCUGGGUUGGAGAGUGAUGGCUUCAUCUAUGGUCGAGGCACACUGGACAACAAGAACUCUCUUAUGGCAAUCCUGCAGGCCUUGGAGCUUCUGCUGAUCAGAAACUACAUCCCCCGAAGAUCUUUCUUCAUUGCUCUGGGCCAUGAUGAGGAGGUAUCAGGGGUAAAGGGGGCUCAGAAGAUCUCAGCCCUCCUACAGGCAAGGGGCAUCCAGCUAGCCUUCAUUGUGGAUGAGGGGAGCUUCAUCUUGGAUGGUUUCAUUCCCAACCUCCAGAAGCCCUUUGCCAUGGUUUCAGUCUCCGAGAAGGGUGCAAUUGACCUCAUGCUGCAAGUAAACAUGACUCCAGGCCAUUCUUCAGCUCCUCCAAAGGAAACAAGCAUUGGCAUCCUCGCAGCUGCUGUCAGCCGACUGGAGCAGACACCAAUGCCAAACAUGUUUGGAGGCGGGCCGUUCAAGAUGGCAUUGCAGCAGCUGGCAAACGAGUUCCCCUUCCCGACCAACAUAGUCCUGAGCAACCUGUGGCUAUUUCAGCCCCUUGUAAGCAGGUUGAUGGAGAGGAAUUACAUAACCAAUGCACUGGUCAGGACCACCACGGCACUCACCAUGUUCAAUGCAGGGGUCAAGGUGAAUGUCAUCCCCCCUGUGGCCCAGGCCACCGUCAACUUCCGAAUUCACCCUGCACAGACAGUCCAGGAGGUCCUAAAACUAGCCAAGGACAUUGUGGCUGAUGACCGGAUCCAGUUCCACGUGUUGAAUGCCUUUGACCCCCUGCCUGUCAGCCCCUCUGAUGAUCAGGCCUUGGGCUACCAGCUGCUCCGCCAGACCAUACAGUCUGUCUUCCCGGAAGUCAACAUUGUUGCCCCAGGUACUUGUAUUGGCAACACAGACAGCAGACACUAUACGAACCUUACCACUGGCAUCUACCGGUUCAACCCCAUCUACCUGCAGCCUCAGAGCUUCAGCAGCAUCCACGGAAUCAAUGAGAAAAUCUCAGUCCAAGCCUACGAGACCCAGGUGAAGUUCAUCUUCGAGUUCCUCCAGAAUGCUGACGCAGACCCAAGGCCAGUUCCUCACCUGCACGAACUGUGAGGUCGGGGAGCCAGCUGGAUCAGGGAUGGCUGAUGCUGGGCCAGGACUAACCCAAGGGGGAAGCCAGUGUUGAUGAAACUUUGGGUCAAAGUCACAUUAUACUGACCUCACCCACCUGCCUUGCUCACUCCUAAACUCACUCAACACUCAAGAACAAGGCCAGGGAGAAGGGGAAGGCCAGCAGGAGCCCGGCUUCUCCCUUCCUCCCGGCAACUCCAUCCCUCAGCCAACCGGCAUUUACUGCCUUCUUGUCACUACCUUAGAAGGUAUCUGGCCUGUCUGUCUCACGCUGGUGAUUUAACUGCUCCUUGUUAAGUCCUGACUGAACAAAUGCAGAUUUGAAAAACAUCAGCCAGAUUUGACCUUCUACAAGUGUUUAAUUUAGGGCACGCUUGUUGGGCUGCCUUUUCCAUGGCUUAUAUAUUUCUUCUUGCUGUAAUUUCCCUUCCUCCCCCAGCCCCCGCCCCGUCUUCUUGGAUUGUUUAGCUGGCUCUUCAUCUCUCCUCUCCUGCCCCUGCAUCCCUCCCCUUAUCCUCCCUUUUAUUCUACCCCUGGAGGAAGACUUAGUCUAACUAUGAUACUCCCAUAAUUGCCACAACAAUUGGUCAAAUAAAAUGGUCUAUGCUGCAUCAGCUGGGGGGUAAAACAGAGGCAGGGGGCUUUGGAGGAACCCCAGACCUCCUGGUUCUGGAGGCUGGAGCCUGGAGAAGCAAGCCUCUGUCCUCGGGCUCCUCCCAAGGGCUCCCUGGGCUUUGCUCCCUCCCCUGCCCUGUUCCUGCCACCUGCUGCUGCUGUCCCACCCCAGGAGGCACUAAUCUGUGGAAACAUUUCCCUUGCACAUCCCACGGGCUGAGCUCCCAGGAGAAGGGCAGCCUCUCUCUGGAGCCCAGGACCAGCAGGACGCUGGCAUCAUGUCCUAAUUCAGACUUAUCAAAGAGAAGUGGAGGACAUGGGGUGGGGGGACUGCCUGGAGGGGCUCUGCUCUGGCUGGUGGGGCAGGGGGAGGGGCGAGCUGCCCUCCAUUAGGGGACUGCAGAGCUCCUGUCUUUUUUCUCUGGAAUCUAAGCCUGAGCGUAUUGGAAUCUGCUCAGUAGCUGUCAGGUGGGGAGCAUUGAAAGGCAGCAUUUCUUGGCUCAAGGCUGGGAGCUGUGCUUUGUGGAUCACAAGGGAGUCAAGGUCAUGGAGGGAGACACAGAGGGAGCUGAGACCUGAAAGACUCCCUCUUUUUUUCCUCUCCAGACAAGGACCUUCCAUGCCUUCCUGGGGUUUGAUGGCAGUGGGCUCCUUUUCCCUCCUCACAAUGCCCGGCCCCUCCUGCCUGCCUGUGGAUGUGAGCUGUUCUUAGGAGCUGGGGCCUAAUGGAAAGUGUUAGAAACACAGUGCAGGAAUUAUUUGAGGUUUUCUGCUACUCCCCCUAAGAUUCACAUUCCUUCCCUCGCCCUCCCUUUUCUGGCCAAUUCAGUACUCAUUCAGCCUUUGUUAGAGGGUGAGCUGAAGAACAAAAAGGAUUCUUCACAUUUGGGCAGAGCUGUACAAAGUGCUUUCACAACACCUUAUCUCAUCGGAGCCACAUAAGAACCCCCGUGAAGAAGGCAUCAUUUUUCUUACAGAGGAGGAGUUGGUUCUCAGAGAAGUUACGCAUCUAGCUGGAGGCAGUUUCAAACCCAUGUCACCUGGCCCCAAGCUCAUUGUUAUCCCAUGAUCCUUUGUGACUGAUGAAAUCUACUUCCCGUUGAUUAUCUUAUUUAAUACUGACAAUCACUCCAAAGGGGUUACUGCCCCUGUUUUUAACAGAUGAGGCAACUGAGGCUCAGAGGUUAAGUAAUUUGUCAUGCAGGUGUUAGGGGCAGAGUCUGUCUGCAUCCAAAGCCUGUGCUAAUAGUACUGAAGAGGAAACUGAGGCUCGGAGAAGUCAUUUGCCCAGAUUACACAGUUCUUAAGGGGCAGCCUUAGAAUUCAAAUGCAGCUCAAAAAUCCCCAAGUCCAGUGCUUUUUCAGUCACACCACACUGCCUGCCCCAAGAACCUGUGGUGUCUGGCUCAUUCAUUCUGACCCAGGGAGAUCUCAAGGACAAAGACUGUUCUACUGUUGGAUUUGGUUCUUAGCUCAAGCUCUCUGUUCCCCUGGCUGACCUCUCCCUAGUCACAUCUCUCCGUCCGUCUGGCAGCAUUCCUUACACACCCACCCCCUGCUUCUGGGUUCAGCUCUUCCCCCUUCUUGAGUUUGGGGACAGCCAGGUCUCUAAUGAUCUGUGGGAUAACUGAGAGAAGAGUGAGCAGGGAACGCUGUCCCUGUCUGGUCUCACCACUCUCUUCAAGCAUCAGAAACAAUAGUGUUCUGAGCCCCCGGAGUGGGAAGGAAAGCCUUGAGAGGGAGCUGCUCCAAAUCCUGGCUCUGAGAACACAGAAAUUCCAGCCCUCUGUCCCCUGAAGUUUUCUGGAAAGAGCAGCUGAAAGUGCUGGCCAGAACAACGUGAGCCCUAAGAUUCUGGGCAGGAUGGGCCAAUGAACCUGGGACUUUCCUCCACCCCUACCUUCAUCCAUCUGCCACUCCCCAAGUCCACCUUGAAAGAGCUUCAGCAGAUAAUCACAAGUGCACAGCACACCCCCAUCAAGGAAUUAGCUCAAGCUUCUCACUCAUACCUCCCUAAGGUUGGAAGGAAGACAAAAUAUUCAUAAGCAAAGAGAGUGGGAAAGGAAAGGAGUAAAUUUUGGCUGAAGUCCCUUGAUUUUGAGCCUGAGUUGCUGAAAACUUGGCCAUUCUAGACCCAGUAUUCUUUUCUUCCAGAGGAAAUAAGAGAGACAAAGUUCCUACUGAAGAGUUGGACACUUCAUUAAUUUUUUCAAAUUUUAAACCUAAUUAAAUAUUUUAAUAACAAUGAAACUAUUUGCAAUUUUUGUGUUCAGUGUCCAUGAGGCUAUCAAUAAAAAGGAUAAGUAUCAUUUCAUAUAUGUGACAUCUAGACCUACAAAUGUAAGAAUGCUAUAAAUUACUUAAUGCUACAAAAUGUUCCUCAACCACCAUGUGCAAUGUUGCAGAUAUUACACUAAUUCAUGAGUUCCUACAAAACCAGAAAUUGGGACUCAAAGAGGAGCAAGAUAAUGGUUGCUCAGCACUCCUGGGAAAUAACAUGUCGCGCAGGAACCUAUUACCGUCAUGCUAUCCAAGAGGAAGGACUUGACAAGUCAAUUUUCUUUUCCCUUAGCUAAGCACUUUGACAGCUGAAUUCCUCCCUGCACUCCAAAGCUAGUCUGUCUCCAAAGUUCACAGUGACACAACACACAAACCUUCAGGGUAUUUCAGAUGUAAUUUUUUUUUUUUUCUGAAGACACAGGGCAAUUUAUGUAGAAAAGCGUUUCUCUGGGGCCUGAACUAUGUUAGUCUUAGAAAUAUGUGUUUAGGGUGACAGGUGCUCUGUGCCAGCACUGAGUGCUGAAUCCCAAGUGACAGAAACACCUCUAGGUUUUUAAUAGAUUUAGUUCUUUUGUGGCUGUAAUCUAUGGUACCUUCUAAAGCAUGAAGCCCAGGGCAAGGAGCUCUCUUGCCCAGGUCUAAGAGAUAAGGUCUUAUUUUAUAUACCCGAUGGUGCCCAGUUGGAGGAAUCAGGAAGGCCUCUGUGGUAAGGAGGUCAUGAAUAAGCUAAGACUUCAAGAUUGAAUAAGAGUUAACAAGGCAAAGAAUUGGGGAGAAUGGGGUGGGGUGCGGUGGAAGAUGCGCCAGACAUAAUAGAGUGUGCAAAUGAGAGCCUGCUGCCUUCAGGAAACUGAAAGGAGGCCUGUUUGGGCCUUGUAAGUCAGGAUAGGAAUUCUGGAACUUGACUUAGGGACAAUGGGAAAGGGAAAAAUAGUUAAAAGGUUAUUUUUCCUUCCUUCCAUCUUUCCAUCCUUCUUUUCUUCCUUUUAUUCCUUCUUUCUAACACUUACACAGUGAUUACUCUAUUCCAGGCACUGUUCUAAAUAAUUAUAUCUAUGUAUAUCUAUAUCUAGAUAUAGAUAGAUUUGUGUGUGUAUAAUCAUUUAAUACUAAUAAUUACCCUAGGAAGUAGGCUGUUGCAAUGUAACAGUUGAAAAAUCGAGUCAGUGGAUUGGAGAAAGGUAGGUGUAUUAAAAAGUUAUUUAGGUUAGUCAUUAGAGAAAUGCAAAUCGAAACCACAAGGGAUACCCCUUCACAUCUACUAGGUUAGCCAUAAUUAAAAAAGAGGAAAACAACAAGUGUUGGUGAGGGUGUGGGGCAAUUGGAACCCUGGUGCCUUUGCUGGCGGGAAUGCAAAAUGGUGCCGCUGCUGUGGAAAACUGUUUAUUGUUUCCUCCAAAAGUUAAACGUAGAAUUACCAUAUCACCCAGCAAUUCCACUCCUAAGCAUAUACUCAAAAGAACUGAAAACAUGUAUUCACACAAAAGUUUGUACUCCUAGCAGUACUAUUCACAAUAGCCAAAAGGUGGAAACAAACCAAAUGUCCAUCAACAGGUGAAUGGAUAAACAAAAUACAUUGUAUCCAUACUGUGGACUCUUAAGUCGCCAUGAAAAGCAAUGACACAUGCUUCAACAUGGAUGAACCUUGAACUCAUUAUGUUGAGAGAAAGAAGCCAGACACAAAAGGUCACAUAUUACGUGGUUCCACUUUUACGAAACAUCCAAAAUAGGAAAUCCAUAGAGACAGAAAUCAGGCUAGUGAUUGCCAGGAGCUAGGGGGAUGGGGGAGGGGGGAGUGAUUAAUGAUUAAGUGGUUUCCUUUUGGUGUAAUGAAAAUGUGACUAAAUAGAGGUAAGAGUUGCACAAUAUUGUAAAUGUACUAAAUGCUAACUGGAUCGUAUUUUUUUAAAUUGAAGUAUACUGAUUUAAAAUGUUUCACGUGUACAGAAAAGUGUACACGUGAAACAUUUUCCUUUCAUUUUAGGUUAUUCUAUUUUUUUUCAGAUUCUUUUCCAUUAUAGGUUAUUACAAGAUAUUGAAUAUAGUUCCCUCUGCUAUACUCGUUGUUUAUUUAUUUUAUAUAUAGUAGUGUGUAUCUUUUAAACCCAAAUUCCUAAUUUAUCUCCCCCCCUUCCCCUUUGGUAGUCAUAAGUUUGUUUUCUAUGUUGGUGAAUUGUAUGCUUUUAUUUUAUUCAUUGAAGUAUAGUUGAUUUACAAAGUUGUGUUAAUUUCUGCAGUACGACAAAGUGAUUCAGUUAUAUAUACAUUCUUUUUUUAAAUAUUAUUUUCCAUUAUGGUUUAUCAUAGGAUACUGAAUAUAGUUCUCUGUGCUUUAUAGUAGGACCUUGCUGUUUAUCCAUUAGCAAGUGAAUUGUAUGCUUUUAAAUGGUUGAUUUUAUGUUAUGUGAAUUUUACCUCAAUUAAAAAAAAAAUCAAUCCAAAAAAAAAGUCUUUAGGAGGUGGAGCCAAUGGAUGGCACUUGGUGAUUGAUGGAUGGUAGGGAGAUGGAGAAAUAGAGGAAGGAGUCAAGAAUGACUCCCAGCCAGCUGACUUGAGCAAAUAGGAGAGUGACUACAUUUACUGAGAAGGGGAAGACUGAAGAAGGAGUAGAUAUCUAGGAGAUGAUGAGCUCCAUUUCGGAUAUGACAAGUGGGAAGUGUUGAGGCACCCAAGUCCGGAGCUAAGAAGAAAAGUCUAAGACAAAGAUAUUUGGGAGUCAUCAACAUAGCAACAUAAAUUAACACUACAAGAAUAAAUGAGACUCAAUAUCUAAGGGUCUGAUCAAGGAAGAAGAACCAAAUUUGUAAAUUUAAAUUAGCAUGUUAAAAGACACGUCUGAUAAGGGACUGUUAUCCAAAACAUACAAAGAACUCUUAAAACUGAACAAUAAGAACCCAAACAACCCAAUUAAAAAAUGGGGCUUCCCUGGUGGCGCAGUGGUUGAGAGUCCGCCUGCCAAUGCAGGGGACACGGGUUCGUGCCCCGGUCCGGGAGGAUCCCACAUGCCGCGGAGCAACUAGGCCCGUGAGCCACAACUACUGAGCCCGCACAUCUGGAGCCUAUGCUCCGCAACAAGAGAGGCCGCGAUAGUGAGAGGCCCACGCACCGCGAUGAAGCGUGGCCCCGGCUUGCCACAACUAGAGAAAGCCCUCGCACAGAAACAAAGACCCAACACAGCAAAAAUAAAUUAAUUAAUUAAUAAACUCCUACCCCCAACAUCUAAAAAUAAAUAAAUAAAAUAAUCUUUAGGGAAUUCCCUGGUGGUCCAGUGGUUAGGACUCGGUGCUUUCACUGCCGUGGGCCCAGGUUGGAUCCUAGGUCAGGGAACUAAGAUCCCAUAAGCCACAUGGUGUGGCCAAAAAGAAAAUAGUCUUUAAAAUAGUAGACGGUGUCAGCAAAGGCAUUAAAAAUUAAUAUAAAUUUUAAAACAUAAAGCUUCUAUGUUCAAGGACUUUGUAGCCUAGUUGGGAAAACAAACCCAACACAUCAAACAAUACGUCUUAAGUUGUGUAACUUAAUCAUCGAAGACUAUAUUUCAUCUUUCACCCUCCACUUCUCUACAUGCGUGCAGCCACACGUUGAAAACUCUGCUGUUCCUGGAAAUGCCACAGUCUCCCUUGCUUACCUGCCAUGUCACUCAGUUUCCUCUAAAUAGAAUGCUUUUCUCCUCUGUUUUCAAUUCUUCUGGGCAUAUACUUAGCAGUGGAAUUGCUGGGUGAUAUGGUAAUUCUGCGUUAAGCUUUUUAAGGAAAUAUUGAACUAUGUCCACAGCAGCUGCCCCAUUUUACAUUCCCACCAGCAAACGGACAAGGGUUCCAAUUUCUCCACAUCCUCACCAACACUUGUUAUAUUUUCUGGGUUUUGCUCCUCUUUUUUUAAUGAGCAACCUAGUGACUGUGAAGUUGUAUCCCUUGUGGGUUUUUUGUUUGUUUGUUUUUAAUUUAUUUAUUUGGCUGCGUUGGGUCUUCGUUGCUGUGCAUGGGCUUUCUCUAGUUACGGCAAGCGAGGGCUACUCUUCGUUGUGG
Molecule: messenger RNA, 8574 nt
Organism: Globicephala melas (long-finned pilot whale)
Lineage: Eukaryota; Metazoa; Chordata; Mammalia; Artiodactyla; Delphinidae
Gene: PM20D1
Product: peptidase M20 domain containing 1
Biological process (GO): amino acid metabolic process
Molecular function (GO): hydrolase activity, acting on carbon-nitrogen (but not peptide) bonds, in linear amides; metallocarboxypeptidase activity
Source: RefSeq, a predicted model, not a curated record